Carya illinoinensis is the source of this 645-nucleotide messenger RNA. RefSeq names its product photosystem I reaction center subunit VI, chloroplastic-like. NCBI's taxonomy places the organism in Eukaryota, Viridiplantae, Streptophyta, Magnoliopsida, Fagales, Juglandaceae. Gene Ontology annotation, cellular component: photosystem I; photosystem I reaction center; chloroplast thylakoid membrane. The record is from RefSeq and is a predicted model, not a curated record. The coding region runs from base 75 to 509 and encodes 144 amino acids. The transcript is spliced from 3 exons. Gene Ontology annotation, biological process: photosynthesis.
ACCCAAAGAUCCCAUCCCUCUAGGCUUUCAAAACGCAACAACUGAAAAAAGUUCAGCGCUUUGGAACCAAGCCCAUGGCUUCUCUAGCGACCUUUGCUGCGUUGCAACCACCCACCAUCAAGGCCCUUGGUGGCAGCUCCCUAACCGGAACAAAGCUCUCUUUCAAGCCCACUCUCCAGAGCCUUAGAGCCAGACGCUUAAGGGCUGGUGCUGUGGUGGCGAAGUAUGGUGACAAGAGUGUCUACUUUGAUUUGGAGGACUUGGGGAACACCACUGGGCAGUGGGACUUGUACGGGUCAGAUGCGCCUUCACCAUACAACUCACUACAGAGCAAAUUCUUUGAGACAUUUGCAGCUCCAUUCACCAAGAGGGGGUUAUUGCUCAAAUUCUUGAUAUUGGGAGGUGGUUCCACCCUCGCUUACUUCAGUGCCACUGCUUCAGGUGACAUCCUGCCAAUCGUGAAGGGCCCCCAACUUCCACGAAAGCCUGGCCCACGUGGCAAGCUCUAAUUUGUUCACAGAUCCUCUUCUUUCAAGCUUUUCGUUGUAUGUAACUUAUUUUUUAGAUCCUGUAAGUAUGUCUAAAGCCUAACUAAGAUCCUUUAUUCACUAUUUAUUUGGAGUACAAAUCAGUGCAUUGCUCUUA